Molecule: messenger RNA, 615 nt
Organism: Triticum turgidum subsp. durum (durum wheat)
Lineage: Eukaryota; Viridiplantae; Streptophyta; Magnoliopsida; Poales; Poaceae
Source: the annotation of a GenBank genome assembly
AUGGCGGAGAACCCGCAGCUGUUCGGGAACGGGAUGCCCGUGCCCUUCCACGGCGAGAUGUUCGUCCUCGCCCGCGACGGCGUCGAGUUCCACGUCGACAAGAUCCCCUCGUGCGCCGGCGGUCACGCAAAAACAAAGGGCACCAUAUACCUUUCUAACAUAAGGAUGGUGUUUGUCGCUGCCAAGCCUGUUGGCAACUUCUUUGCCUUUGAUAUGCCCCUGCUGUACGUGCACGGUGAGAAGUUCAACCAACCGAUAUUUCACUGCAACAAUAUUUCUGGGUUCGUUGAGCCGGUUGUUCCAGAGAGCCAGAACAGGGCUCUGUACUCGACCCACACCUUCAAGAUCUUGUUCAAGGAAGGUGGAUGCGGUACCUUUGUGCCACUCUUCCUGAACCUGAUCACAUCAGUGCGGCGCUACAAUCAGUUUGAAGCCCAGCCCGCUACUGUGCCCCGUGUGGACCCCAUGCAGGCAGCGCAGACUCCUGUCGAUGACAUGAUGCGCCAUGCGUACGUCGAUCCACAUGAUCCUACCAAGAUCUUCCUCCAGCAGCCCGCAGCGGAAUCCCAGCUGAGGAGGAGAAACUACCACGGCCCCGCUGACAACGCGUACUGA